AUGACCAACGCGACGCGAUCGCGUUCAUCUGCGCAUCCGACUCUUGUUUCGCAAAUGCAAUCAAAGGAUGAAGGCCACCGACAUGUCUACGCCGCAAUUAUCGGAUACAUUGCUGCCAAUGCUGCCAAGGUGUUCACUAGAAAGCUCAUUUACGCCUCGGCAGAUGCAGAAUUCACCUUUGAUCUCGCAUUGUUUGUCUCUUUAUCGUGCCAUCUGUGUGACCUGGCAUUUACAAACGCCUUGUCUGGAGCGACUGAGAGUCAUUCGGCGCCAUUUUUACGGGGUGUGGUGGCUGCUGUUAGCGAUGUAUUAGAAAACUGGUCCCUCGCCCUUUUGCCGAUCUCUGUUUUCCAGAUCCUGUGGAUGCUGCAUACGCCCUGUGCAGCAAUCCUGAGAUAUGUGCUCGUUCGAUCUCGCUAUGGCACAUCUUCCAUUGUCUUUCACUCCAUUUGGCUACUCGGUAUUGCUCUCGCGACACAAUGCUCCGUCGAUAGCAUUGACUCGACUGCGCUUUUCAUCACUGCUAUCGGUAUAUUGUUGAAGGUACUUCUACACAUCGACUGCCGCGUUAAGGACGGCGCUGCGGGUGGAGCUGAUACCUCUUGCUCCAUAUCAUACCAUCGGACGGUUAUCCUAGCCGGUUCCAGCUUGCUACUGAUCCUGUGUAGAAGAGGCUACAUAUCCCAGUUCCAGCAGGCAUUUGAGAUCGGCACAAUAGGGGGUUGGUUUUUAAUAACCUGCCUCCUGACCGCUAUGUGGCAUCCUGCUGCUCUGAAUUUAAGGCACAGCAGCACGGUUCGCCCAAGAUAUGGAAUCCUAGAUGAUGUAAAAUCGAUUAUUGUGGUGGGAUUAGCAUUUUUCACCCAUGAAUAUGGAUGGAUUCCGGACGCUGCUGUUUCCAUGUCUCCGCUACUGGCAACAGGUAUGGGCUUAAUAGCCGUUGGAGUGGCUAGAUCUAGCUACAUUAUACACAGAGAGGCUGGCCUGUCUGGGGCGUAUGAUGAUGAGGUUAUCCGCGGAUCAGUGGACAACGGAGGUCUAUCGAUACAAGUAUUACCGGGGCCCAAAAGAGCUGAAAAGAAAGUCCGAACGGAUCUGAGACCGUACAGGAAACGUGGGUCCAUCUUGCUUCUAAGCACGAUAUUUCUUCUGGGCUUAUUCUAUGGGAUGUUUGGCAUCCGAGACAAUCUGAAAAGAUACCUGCCAGAGCACACCAUCAGCGAACAGGAGAUAGACGUAGAACUGUGGAACGAGAAGCUUCCAGAUACUGAAGAGAUAAUUACGGACAAUUGGAGCAAUGACGAAGAAUUUCCCUUUGGCGUGUCAUCAGAAGCACGCCCUCGACGACUGCAUGAUUCCACCUUUUAUACACAAACUCCAAUUCAUCCUGCAAGACCACGCAAUCAAUUCGUCACCCAAGCAGCAGCGGCUGCCGAUAAGCCAAUGCUCACCCUUCUGACAGUGACCCAGAAUCCUCGGCCGCUUCUGGAGACAGAAACAACCCCGUUUGUGCGACAACAGAGCCUCCAAGCUUUCAAGUGGGUCAUUGUCAACGAUCAUUCGGAUAAACCAGAAGCCCUUGAAAUGCUUAAUCGGAUCGCUGCAUUGGAUUCACGCAUCACGAUAGUAAAUAAUACCGGGGAGCGCGGUGUAUCGGCCGCCAGAACGUUUGCACUUCAACACGUAAACACUCCUUAUCAGGCAUUCUUAGACGACGAUGACUUACGAGAACUUGUUGCUUACGAACAAGCUGUUUGGUUGUUGGAGACGAACCCGCAUUUGGACAUUGCCAGCUGGUACAUGGUCACUUUUGGAACAUCCGCAGAUAUCAGCCUAGCUGGCCCCCACAUGGGAUCCAAGUUAAAGAAGGAGAAUACUGUCCCGUCUGGGGCGGUGGUACGACACUCUGCAACCCGUAAUUGCAGCAUUUUUGAUCCCGUGCUGACCCAUGGAGGGGAGGACUACGACUUUUGGUUAUGCCUAGCGGAAAGCGGUUCCUGGGGAGCUACUAUACCCGAAUAUUCGUAUUGGUACCGGAUUGGUACUGGACACAACUGGUCCAACUUUGGUAAGGCCUGGGAAAAGACCCAUGCAUAUAUCAACGAGAAGCAUUCAGGGCCGCAAACUUGGCCCGCGCAUGAUAUUCCCGCUUCUCAACCCUUCGAGAGCAUAGAAUGGCUUCCGCCAUUUCUGAAUUCUGUAGCACCUAGUUCGAAACGACGUGCAUUGUUUCUUAUCGACAGCUUCCGCGGCGAUAUUCCUGGGAGAAGGAUUUUGGGGAUGGUAGGCGAUUUAGCCAGACUAGGCUGGCGUAUUACGGUUGUAGCGGUGCUCAACCAGUCCGAUGAACUCCGUUCGGAAUACUACAUGUACACCCAUGACAUUUUUGUUCUUCCCAUGUUUUUAAGAACUGUUGAUUUCCCUCGGUUUUUGGUGUACCUAACAAACAGUCGACGCAUCCAGGCGCUCUUGAUAUCCGAAUCCGUUUUCGGGUACGACGCUUUGCCGUCAUUGUGCGCACAUCUACCAAGGCAAACGGCGGUAUUCGACUAUGUUCACGCGGCGGACAUGGGCUGGCGGUCGGGAGGGUUUGCGACUAUGUCGGCGUUGAACGGAAACUGUAUCUAUCGUACCAUGACAGGAAGCCCCCAUGUGCACGACAUCAUCCUGCAAAGAAACGGAGCGCGCAAGCCAGAUUCCGUUCUUCAUUUGGAACGCGGCAUAAAUAUCAUGUAUCUUUCACCGAAGCGGGAUCUCAAUGCAGCACGAAGGGCGGUUUUCAAGGGGGAGAGAGGCGUAUCAUCUGCCUGUGUUGUAGCGUACACUGGCACCGUUAUUGAUGCUUCGAAAGUGGUAGACAUUGCAUUGGCGUUAAAGAAGUUACUCAAACGACGCACGCUGGUCAUGGUGCCGUUAAGAGGAACACCACUUCAAAAUGCCGUGCGGCAAGCCUGGACCGCAACCGGACGCUCCGAGGUCGUGAAUUUCUUCGAAGAAGAGUAUAUGUCCGACGAGCGGUACCGACUCUUAGCUGCAGCAUCCAAUGUCGUCCUUGCCCUUUCAUUGUCAUCCGUAGACACGGCUCUCCUCGCCAUGGCAUCUGGCGUCCCCGUUGUAUCCUCUCAAGACAUCCGCUCUCUACUGCCAGAAACUAGUGGAAAUCCACUACGAAACAUGAACUCUACAAACACCGUCUCAGAACUCGCUUCAGACUUAUUCAGUCUAUGCGAUAGCACCUCCUCUCUUCCCGUCGAUGUACGUCGACGUGCCGCAAAAGUGCUGCAGAAGUCCAGCCACCGUUCUCAAUUGGCAGCCAUCUUGACAGCAGGAAACGACUAUGUUCGUCCGAAUUCGAAUGAAUCCGAGAUGUCAAUCUAUAACGCCCUUGCGACGGUACUGAAUGACGAGAGACGGUAUGUGGAUGCUUAUGAGCAGCAGAUACGGUUACCUGGGUACCACCCUUCAUAAGGACUCUCAAACUCCCAACUUGUAGUAUAUACAUGUAUUUGAUAUUAUGAUGAUCUCCUAUUAGGUGAUGCCAGUUUCGGAGAUUUUCCUGAUACUGGACAAUUCCAGAGUUGGCGCCCGGCGGUCCGCUUUUCCAG
This is a messenger RNA of Spizellomyces punctatus DAOM BR117, 3605 nucleotides long. RefSeq lists its product as uncharacterized. The transcript is spliced from 3 exons. The record is from RefSeq and is a predicted model, not a curated record. Lineage: Eukaryota; Fungi; Chytridiomycota; Chytridiomycetes; Spizellomycetales; Spizellomycetaceae. Bases 1 to 3468 code for a protein of 1155 amino acids.